AAGAAGAGCUGCAGGGAACAACCUGUCUGCUCCUGCACCCUUCCAACCCCCAGCAUGGCAACUCCCAUGAAAGGUUUGGUCUCCAACCAUGCCAGAUAUGUUCAAUCUUUCAAUGUCUUCCUUGCCAAGUCCACCGAGCACCAGAGCAUGGGGGAGUUCCUGGAGACACAGCUGCCAGCUGUGAUAGCAAGUAUUGGAAAUGGGAAGUCUACAAUCAAUAUUCUCAGUGUUGGUGGUGGAGCAGGUGAGAUUGACCUGCUGAUCCUCUCCAAAGUACAAGCCAGAUAUCCAGGGGUUUCCAUCAACAAUGAAGUGAUAGAACCAAGCGGUGGCCAAAUCACAAUGUACAAAGAGCAUGUGGCUAAGAUGUCAGACCUUGAGAAUGUAAAGUUUACCUGGCAUAAGGAGACAUCUUAUGAAUUUGAAAGUCAAAUGAACACAGAAAAGAAGUCUAAAAAAUGGGACUUCAUUCACAUGAUCCAGGUGCUGUAUUAUGUGAAAGACAUCCCAGCAACUAUCCAAUAUUUCCACAGCUCCCUGGAAACCCAGGCGAGGCUCCUCAUUAUUGUAGGCUCAGAAAACAGUGGCUGGAAAAGGCUGUGGAGGAAGUAUGAAACUUCCUUCCCUUUAGAAGGUCUCUGCACUUACAUCUCCUCUGAUGACAUCAAAAGGAUUCUGGAUUCAGCUGGGAUGAACUAUCAGGUCCAGGAGCUCCCAUCCCACUUGGACAUAACAAGCUGCUUUACUGAGGGGAACAAGGAUGGAGAGCUGUUGCUAGAUUUCCUGACAACUACUUGUGACUUUUCUAAAACCGCUCCUCCUGAACUAAAGCGUCAGGUAAUGGAAGAGUUAAGAAAGCCUGCAUGCAGUGAAGAAAGAGAUGGGAAGGUGCUUUUUAAUAACAACAUGAGUGCAAUAGUGAUCGAGCCGUGAGUUAACUUCUUG
Dryobates pubescens (Downy woodpecker) is the source of this 945-nucleotide messenger RNA. Its product is annotated as histamine N-methyltransferase. The transcript is spliced from 6 exons. The coding region runs from base 55 to 933 and encodes 292 amino acids. Gene Ontology annotation, molecular function: N-methyltransferase activity. Lineage: Eukaryota; Metazoa; Chordata; Aves; Piciformes; Picidae. The record is from RefSeq and is a predicted model, not a curated record.